AUGAGAAUCUUCCAGGCAGGCCCUUUGGCCGCUGCCCUCUCCAUUUUCUCGGGACUGGCUUCAGCUUCUGUCUUCCAGAACCAGACUUAUGACUACAUUGUCGUCGGUGGUGGACCUGCCGGUAUCAUCAGCGCUGAGAAGUUUGCUCAGGCUGGCAAGAAGGUCCUCCUUCUUGAACGUGGUGUCGGCCCUACUGUGGCUACUGGCGCCAACGAGACUCUCCCAUGGAACCACUCAGUCACCCCCAUUGACCUGCCGGGUCUUUCAGCUGACAUUGGUUCCCUCGAUCUCUGGGAAGAGUAUAUGUGCACCGAUACCGGUGGCAACGCUGCCUGUGUUCUUGGCGGUGGUGUGACUGUCAACUACAUGGUCUUCGUUCACCCUCCUGCUCACGACUUUGAUGAUAAGUGGCCUAAGGGCUGGAAGUGGAACGAUGUCAAGCCCGCUUCCGAGCGUCUCUACAAGCGCAACCCAGGCACCCUCCUCCCCUCUGCUGAUGGUAAGCGUUACGAUCAAGUGCUCUACAACGUUCUGUCCAAGUUCCUUGGUGGUCUUGGCUGGAAGUCUGUCGACAUGAGUGCUCAGCCAGAUGAGAAGCACGAAGUCUUCAGUCACCCUGCUUGGAACUUGAAGAACCAGAUGCGCGCUGGUCCUGUCCGCACUUACCUCCCAGAAGCUGAGAAGCUCAAGAACUUCCAGCUCGCCCUCCAGACCAAGGUUAUCCGUCUGGUCCGCUCCGGCAGCCAUGUGACCGGCGUCGAAGUUCAAACUGCCUCAGGCGAGACCGAGAUCAUCUCUAUUACUCCCCACGGUCGUGUGGUACUGGCCGCCGGUGCUCUGUCUACCCCCCGUGUGCUGUGGAACUCUGGUAUCGGCCACGCUGCCCAGAUUGAGACUGCCAAGAGCAACGGUGUCACUGUUCCCCCCAAGCGCCAGUGGAUCGAUCUCCCCGUUGGUGUCGGCCUCAAGGACCACCCCAUUUUCCCUAUUACCUUUAACGCCAAUGCCUCCUUCGGCCUGGUCGACUAUGACGGUGUUCUCAACGGCUCCGAUACUCGCGAUAUCUCCCUCUACAACAAGCACAGCGGUGUCCUGACCCAGGGUAAGCACCGCAUGAUCUUCUUCACUUCCGAAGAGAUCGACGGCCACACCCAGUACUACCAGGGUUCUUGUGCCCCUACCGAUGAAGGUGUCGUCACCAUCACCUCUUACCUGACUCAUGGUCUCACCUCUUCUGGUGUACUGGGACUUGAUGCCAGCGGAAACACCGUCAUUGAGAAGUCGCCCUACCUCCAGACCUCUUCCGACAAGAAGGCUGCCCAAACCUUUGUCGCCAAGAUGGUUCGCGAAAUCACCAACCCUGCCACCGGCUUCGAGCUUGUUACCAACACCAAUGUCUCUGCUAUUAUCAACGCCCUGAGCCCUGGUAACCACUACACCACUACUGCCAAGCUUGGUAAUGAUGAUGGUCGUAAGGGUGGCUCUUCCGUCGUGGACCUCAACACCAAGGUGUACGGAACUGACAACUUGUUCGUCGUUGAUGGCAGUAUUCACCCCGAUCUCCCUACUGGUAACAUUCAGACCACCAUCAUGGUUGUUGCCGAAGCCGCCGCUGCCAGAAUUCUGGCUUGUUAA
Penicillium nucicola is the source of this 1635-nucleotide messenger RNA. Its product is annotated as putative cellobiose dehydrogenase. Lineage: Eukaryota; Fungi; Ascomycota; Eurotiomycetes; Eurotiales; Aspergillaceae. The transcript has 2 exons. Gene Ontology annotation, molecular function: oxidoreductase activity, acting on CH-OH group of donors; flavin adenine dinucleotide binding. The coding region runs from base 1 to 1635 and encodes 544 amino acids. The record is from RefSeq and is a predicted model, not a curated record.